GCUGGAGGGAGGUCGCACAUGUGCCGCACCCUAGAAACCCUCCUGGACUUUCUUUGCAGGUCACGUCGCGAGAGGACAAAAUGAAUACUGUAAAUAGUUCUCUAUUAUUUCUCUUCUUUUUCUCUGAAGUCAUCUGUGUUAAGGCAUCAUCUUGGACCAUUGAGUUGCCAUCUUCAGUGAAAGGACUCCCCGGAUCUUGUGUCGUGAUUCCCUGCUCAUUUAACUAUCCCGACCCACAGAUGGCCAUCAAUGAAUUCACCGGGAUUUGGUUGGAGGCAGAAAAUCACCUCAUCUAUCACCCAAAUAACCCAAAGAUAAAGCAGCAGUAUCAAGGUCGAACCGAGCUGGUGGGAGAUGUAAGACAGAAGAACUGCUCGCUAAAGAUUGACCCGCUUCAGCAAAGCGACCAAGGGCCUUUUCAUUUCAGGGUUGAAAUGAAAGGCUUUGAAAAAUUCUCUUACCGAGACAAGACCGUCUCCGUACAAAUGAUACGUACAUUAAGUCCUGUCAAUUUAACUGUGACGGAAGAUACGGCACAACCAAUUGUGAUUGCUUCCUGUUCUGUCACUCACUCCUGCCCCGCCUCUCCUCCCGUCAUCCUAUGGAGUCACCCUGGACAUCAACAUUAUCAGACUCGACCCCUGGAAAACGGCCAAUGGGAAGCUACGUCCACACUGACCUUCCAUCCUGCCCAUGCUGAGAACAACACGCAUUUGCAGUGCCACGUCACAUUCAAGGGGGGGCAGCAACAGGAAGCAUCCAAGAUCAUAAAUGUGAAAUACGCCCCCGUGAACGUACACGUCGACUUCAACGCAAACGUGAAGGAGGGCGAGGCCGUGCGCCUGAAGUGCAGCUGCGACGCGAACCCUCCCGCCAUCAGUUACGAGUGGCAUAACGAAGACGGUGCUGAGCUGCACAAGGGCAGCGUCUUCGUCCUGGCAAACGUCUCCAGACACACGGGGGCCCUGUACUGCACGGCUACCAACGCCUUGGGAAGAGCAACAUCAUCACCCGCACAGCUUAACGUGACAUAUGCCCCUGUGAUUAAGAGCGUCUCAUCGUGCUCCUCCGACGGGGAGAUGGUAAAGUGUGUGUGCAUUGCAGAGUCCAGACCCCCCAGCAAUGUCCAUUUUUCACUGCCUGACACACUCCUUCCGAGGCCUGACGUAGAGCGACAUGAUUCCAUUACCAUCGGCACUCUGCGCGCUUUUCUUCCUUCUUCUGAAUUGGUCUACUGCGUGGCUAACAACGCCAUGGGCAACGCCAGCGCCGCCAUCACUUUACCAGUUCACAGUAAGAUGCUGUAUCUUUAUGUUAUUAUUGCAGCUGGAGGUGUUUUGAUGCUGGUGAUUCUCUUAGUAGUGAUGAUAAAAAAAUGGUAAGAGACCGCAAACUACCACAAUUGAACGCUCAAAAAGUCGGAACAAAAACUGAGGAUUUCGACUUAUCAUGCAGCAUGUCAUGUGCGACUUCAACAACAAUUCCAAAAUGUCCCCCUUUUUGGGGGGUGCAAAUAGUGACAAGUUUGAUUGAUUAUUAUCUCAUUGCGAGUCUAAUUGCAAAUUAUUACAGCGAUCUGAUAUUUACCAACAAAAUUACGAAUCGGUGUUUUCAUUUCAACAUUUUGGCAGAUCAGGUUCGAUAUCCGGUGUAUACCUUUUAUAAAACAACUGAUGAUCUCAAAAUCGACAUUAAUCCCCCAUACCUAUUGAAAUCUUGAAA
This is a messenger RNA of Hippocampus comes (tiger tail seahorse), 1722 nucleotides long. RefSeq names its product myelin-associated glycoprotein-like. The transcript is spliced from 6 exons. The coding region runs from base 81 to 1382 and encodes 433 amino acids. Lineage: Eukaryota; Metazoa; Chordata; Actinopteri; Syngnathiformes; Syngnathidae. The record is from RefSeq and is a predicted model, not a curated record.